Myxocyprinus asiaticus (Chinese sucker) is the source of this 2335-nucleotide messenger RNA. RefSeq names its product calcitonin receptor-like 2 (gene calcrl2). Gene Ontology annotation, biological process: cell surface receptor signaling pathway; angiogenesis; adenylate cyclase-activating G protein-coupled receptor signaling pathway. Gene Ontology annotation, cellular component: plasma membrane. The record is from RefSeq and is a predicted model, not a curated record. Gene Ontology annotation, molecular function: adrenomedullin receptor activity; calcitonin receptor activity; calcitonin gene-related peptide receptor activity. The transcript is spliced from 13 exons. Bases 177 to 1637 code for a protein of 486 amino acids. NCBI's taxonomy places the organism in Eukaryota, Metazoa, Chordata, Actinopteri, Cypriniformes, Catostomidae.
UUAUUAUAAUAAAUGGUCAUAAUUAAUUUCAGUGAGGAGGUUGUGAUGGAGGUGGAGCGCCUGUGAGCGCCUCAAAGAUCCGCAGAUCAUCAGACACUCGUGAAGAGACAUAACACAGACGAGAACGAAUCCUGAUGCUCUCUAGCGCCCCCUGUCUGAGUGGCAGAUAGUGCACCAUGAGAAGAAGCCAGUCCCUGCUGCUGUUGUUCAUCCCACUGCUGACCUCUGAGGUGUGUUACUGUGGCGAUGUGGUAAUCACGGCGAGGAUGCCAGCAGAGGAUGAGACAGAUAUCCCAGCAUCCCCCACUAAUGUGAGAGUGACACGUCAGCAGAUCCUUUCCGCCCAGUUUGAGUGUUAUCUCAAAAUCAUGUACGACCCUCCACAUGCUGAAACAGGCCCGUACUGUAAUCGCACGUGGGACGGAUGGCUCUGUUGGGGAGACUCUGCCCCCGGAACCGCUGUACAGCUCUGCCCCUCCUACUUCCAGAACUUUGAUCCAUCUGAAACAGUGACCAAAGUGUGUAACCCUGACGGUCAUUGGUUCCGUCACCCAGAAAGUAGCAGACUGUGGUCAGACUACACCCAGUGUUCUGCCUACACCACACUGAACCUCAAGCUUACUUAUGGUGGCUACUAUCUGGCUGUGGUGGGACACGUCCUCUCCAUCAUAUCACUUCUGAUUUCCAUAUUUAUCUUCUGCUACUUCAAGUGUUUGAGUUGCCAGCGGAUCACUCUUCAUAAAAACAUGUUCAUGUCUUUCAUCCUGAAUUCAGUCGCCACCAUCACUUUGUUUCACUUUGUCACUGGAGCAGAGCAGGUGAAACCUGACUCCUCUCAGAUUGGCUGUAAAUUCCUGAUGAGUUUAAUCCACUACACGUCAUGCUCAAAUUAUUUCUGGAUGCUUUGUGAGGGAAUCUACCUGCACACGCUCAUCAUAGUGGCGGUGUUUGUGGGGGAACAGCAGCUGGGGUGGUACUACGUCCUCGGGUGGGGUUUUCCCUUGAUUCCUGCAGUUAUGCACGCUGUGGCGCGACUGCUCUUCCACGAUGACAACUGUUGGAUGAUGAACAUAAAACUGUUGUACAUUACACACGGUCCGAUCCACGUCGCUCUGUUGGUGAAUCUGUUCUUCCUCUUGAACAUCGUCCGGGUCUUGAUCACUAAACUGCGGGUCACUCACCAGACUGAGACAAAUGUCUACAUGAAGGCGGUGCGGGGCACUAUCAUCCUGGUACCCCUGCUGGGAGCGCAGUUCAUCCUGGUGCCGAUGCAGCCCAGUGGACGCAUUCCAUUCGCCAUCUACAAUUUGUUCAUGAACAUCUUCUCACAUUUUCAGGGUCUCCUGGUGGCCAUUAUCUUAUGUUUCUGUAAUGGAGAGGUGCAGUCAGCACUCAGGCGUAAGUUCGUGCAGUAUCGCAGUCAGUGGAGACGGCGUCACCUGGUGACAACCGAUUCACACUGCAACUAUCACAGAAACUCCUCCAUCACAGAAACGAGCCGCAUAACUGUCAGUCUUGACCAAGUCCCGUGCACCGCAAGUGACAAGAAGCAUGCGCUCAACGGGCAGAGCAACGGCAAACUCUACUCGAACGGAGAACCCCAGAAAAGCAAAGUUCUAGAGUCAUCUGAUAUCUGAAGAUGCAUCAAGUACAUCAAGUAUGCAUCAAGUACAAGGAAAUUCUGUUUACACAACAGUCAUUCUCACAAAUGCACUGUGACAUCAUAAUUCCAUCUGGAGACUGUGGCGCUGUUUACACUUUAUAUUGACAUCCAUGUCAGGUGAUCUGAUUACUAGUGGUCAGCGCUAAAUACAGGUGUGAACAGGGUCCAAAACGCUUUGCGAUCUAAUUACUCAAACCACUUUUCACGUCAAUUAUAAGCUUCACAUAUCUGCCGUUAAACCCUCCAAAAAUGGGCCCCAUUCACUUCCACUUUUGGUGUUAAUCAACAUUAUGCCACAAAUGCCAUCAAUUGAGUUUAACCUGGAAUAUUCCUUUCAAUUCAAAGAGUUAAAAUAAAAAUAAAAAUUCCAAAGGAAUAUUUCCACUUUGUAUUUCUGAAUUAUACGUUUAAAACUUGUUUUGUUGUAAAUAAGCUCUUAGAUAAGCACUUGCAUUUUCCACUGAAUGUAUCUGCUUUAUGAGCCCUUUGAGAAGUGUUUUUAUUAUUUUGAGUGACAUUAUAAUCUUUUGUUAAAGGCGAUAUGAUGUCGGGGUGCAGUUGAUUUUUAUAGCGCUAUUGGAAAACAUUCCAUUUUUAUGUGUUCAUAUAUGUGAUAUCACUAUUUGUGUAUUGCACACAAUGAAACUCAAUAAAAGUAUUGCAUUGAGAGUU